AUGCCAACCCCCAACAUCUCCACCUCUGCAGCCAAAGGCUUCCGCAGGGCGGUGUCGGAGCUGGACUCCAAGCAAGCCGAGGCCAUCAUGUCUCCGCGGUUCAUUGGUAGACGUCAAAGCCUCAUUGAAGAUGCCAGGAAGGAACGAGAGGCUGCAGCUGCAGCCACUGAUGCAGCAGAGUCCACAGAGACAAUUGUUUUUGAGGAGAAGGAUGGGAGAGCCAUGCUGAACCUGUUCUUCAUGCUCAAGGGUGCCAAGACUUCUCCGCUCUCGCGAGCACUUAAGGUGUUUGAGACAUUUGAAGCUAAAAUCCACCACUUGGAGACAAGACUCAGCCGAAAGCCCCGCGAAGGCACUGCUGAACUGGAGUAUUUUGUGCGCUGUGAAGUGCACAGCUCUGACCUUAAUACUUUCAUUAGCUCCAUCAAGAGGGUAGCAGAAGAUGUGAGGACCACUAAGGAAGACAAAUUUCACUGGUUUCCCAGAAAAAUAUGUGAAUUGGACAAGUGCCACCAUUUGGUCACCAAGUUUGACCCUGACUUGGACUUAGAUCACCCGGGCUACUCUGACCAGGUGUAUCGCCAGAGGAGGAAAUCAAUAGCAGAAAUCGCUUUUCACUAUAAGCAGGGAGAUCCAAUCCCUCAUGUGGAGUACACAGCAGAGGAGACUGCUACAUGGAAGGAGGUAUACAGCACUCUGAAGAGCCUGUAUCCAACUCAUGCCUGCAAGGAGUACUUAGAAGCUUUUAAUCUACUGGAGAAAUUCUGUGGCUACAAUGAGAACAACAUCCCUCAACUGGAAGAGGUCUCCCGCUUCCUGAAAGAGAGGACUGGCUUUCAGCUCCGGCCUGUGGCUGGCCUGUUGUCUGCACGUGACUUCCUUGCCAGCCUGGCCUUCCGUGUGUUCCAGUGCACACAGUAUAUCCGCCACGCAUCUUCACCCAUGCAUUCCCCUGAGCCGGACUGCUGUCAUGAGCUACUGGGGCACGUCCCAAUGCUGGCUGACAAGACAUUUGCCCAGUUCUCCCAGGACAUUGGGCUUGCAUCUCUGGGAGCAACUGAUGAAGAAAUUGAGAAACUGGCUACACUUUACUGGUUUACAGUGGAGUUUGGACUCUGCAGACAGAACGGAAUAGUCAAAGCCUAUGGGGCAGGUCUCCUGUCUUCCUAUGGGGAGCUCAUCCACUCCUUGUCAGAUGAACCAGAGGUACGGGACUUUGAUCCUGAUGCUGCUGCUGUUCAGCCCUACCAGGACCAGAACUACCAGCCUGUGUAUUUUGUGUCUGAGAGCUUCAGCGAUGCCAAAAACAAGCUGAGGAACUAUGCAGCACAUAUCAAGCGGCCCUUCUCAGUGAAAUACGAGCCCUACACCCACAGCAUUGAACUCCUGGACAGCCCCCAGACCAUCUGCCACUCCCUGGAGAGCGUAAGGGACGAGCUUCAUUCACUGAUUAAUGCGCUCAAUGUGAUCAGUUAAUAAGAGAACUGGGCUCCUCCAUUCCUCUCUGCCCUCCCCUAUUCCUAGCCCAUAACUUUUAACUGUUGUCUCCAAGCAUUUGCACUGCUGCCCAUCCCCAUGCUACCCCAACAGUUUGCCACAUUGGAACGUAGGGCCAGCUCAGAGGAAGGCAGAGGGACAAACCCAAGGCCUGCUGGCAUCCUGGGUGACUUCGCCUUUGAUUGCUGGGAGAGCUUUAACACUGUCCAAAGACAUGGGUCAGGCUACAAAGUUGAAGUUAAGAGUUGUGCACUAGGUCCCUGGAUGCAAGGAAGGGAGAAAAGCUGCUUUACCAAAAGCCAGUUUCAUUAAAAGGAAAAGAACAAGAAGAAAAUAAAAAGCUAUUUUUUGCAGUUUGAGAGAAUAAGUUAAUCUGCCUUUUUAACUUCAAAACAAGUCCCUACAGCAAUUCCACAGAGGGCACCCAGUCUCCACCACCUCAAGCCUUUUACAGCCCCUUGCACUUAGGAAAUUCAGAGCUGC
This is a messenger RNA of Lagopus leucura (white-tailed ptarmigan), 1980 nucleotides long. RefSeq names its product tyrosine hydroxylase (gene TH). Bases 1 to 1476 code for a protein of 491 amino acids. Gene Ontology annotation, biological process: dopamine biosynthetic process from tyrosine. The record is from RefSeq and is a predicted model, not a curated record. The transcript has 13 exons. Gene Ontology annotation, molecular function: tyrosine 3-monooxygenase activity; iron ion binding. Lineage: Eukaryota; Metazoa; Chordata; Aves; Galliformes; Phasianidae. Gene Ontology annotation, cellular component: perikaryon; axon; cytoplasm.